AUGGGAACCAUCUUUAGUAUCUGAUUUGACGCUGCCUCGGCUGGAUCGUCAAGGCGUGAAAUUUAGCGCUGCACACUCUGCCCAAAUUUUGCAUGAGGUUUCCCUCAACUACUGAACUUUAGUGAAGUAUGGCGGAAUCAACUGGGUCCCAUCAAUAUGGUAAUAUUAUUCUUGCUCACAGAAGUGGGACGAGCACUGGAAACCUGAAAGUGAGCAGCAGUGGCUUGACUUGGAAGAAGGCGGGAGCAGGAAAGACCGUGGAAAUUCAACAGGGAGAUAUCGAAGGCUUCGUAUGGAGCAAAACUUCUCGAGGUUGCCAACUGGCAGUGAAGAAGAGCUCAGGCCCCAUGGUCCAAUUUCUCGGGUUCAUUGACAAGGAUCUAACGGCCCUUCGAGGAGUGGCAUCAGUCAUGAACAAGGAGAUUGAGGAGCAAGCUCUGUCCAUCAGCGGGCGCAACUGGGGAGGUGCCACAGUUGAGGAGGGGACCCUGGUGUUCCGGGUUGGCAACAAGCCUGCCUUCCGGAUACCCUUGAGGGAUGUGGGCCAGGUGCAGCUGGGCAGGGAGGAGGUGACUCUGGAGUUCCCUGUGGACGACACAGCGGGUGGGGACAAUGAGGAUGCGCUGACAGACAUGGUGUUCUACGUGCCAAGGGAGGCCACGGGCUUUGUUGAAGACGGCGAGGAUCAGGCAGCCAAGGUGAUGUACGACCAAGUGUUGGAGCACACAGACGCUGGAGUCGCCACAGAAGACGCGGUGGUCACAUUCGACAGCCUGGCUGUGCUCAUCCCUCGCGGCCGCUUUGAUGUCGAGCUGUACCCGAGCUUCAUGAAGCUGCUUGGACAGGCCCAGGAUUUCAGGAUCCAGUACGACUCCAUCUUGCGGCUGUUUGUGCUGCCCAAGACCAACACGCCCCACACCCUGGUGGUGGUUUCACUGGACCCGCCCAUCCGCAAGGGCCAGACCCACUACUACCACAUCCUGGUGCAGUUCCCCUCUGACGAAGAGCGCCAGAUUGAGCUGGAACUCUCUGACGAAGCCUUGGCAGCCAAGAAUGAGAAGUGUGGAGGCAAGCUGCAGAAGACGCUGGAAGGGCCAGCCUAUGAUGUCUUUGCCAAGGCGCUUCGAGGCUUGUCCGGUUGCAAGCUGACCAAGCCUGGCACCUUCCGGACUGCAGAUGAGGCUGGCUUCGCUGUCAGAUGCUCCUACAAGGCGGAUGAUGGGUAUCUGUACCCCUUGGAGAGGGCGUUCUUCUACAUCCACAAGCCGCCCACACUGCUGGUGCACGACGAGAUCGAGAGCAUCGAGUUCAUGCGGCAAGGCGGCGGCGUGCUGGCCGCAUCUGCCAAGACCUUCGACCUCAACAUCCGCAUGAAGACCGACAACAAACCGGAGUACCUGUUCCGGGGUAUCCAGAAGUCGGAGUGGCAGAACCUGUUCAGCUUCAUCCAGGCCAAGCGGCUGCGCAUCGAGAAUCUGCGCGAGGCCGAGCUGGGCCCGGCCGGCGGCGGCACCGCGCUCGACCUCGGCGACGACAUUGACACAGGCCUGGCGCAGAUGGAGGCGCACGGCGACCUGGACGAUGACAGCGAGGAGGACGCCGACUUUGACGCCGGAGCAGACAGCGGCGCUGGAGAGGACGACGACGACAGCGGCAUGUCUGAUGACGAGGACGAGGAGACAGAGACAAAGAAGAAGGUGGCCAAGGCCCCCAAGGCCAAGGCAGAGCCCAAGCCCAAGGCAGAGCCAAAGAAGAGAAAGCCGGCCCCAGCCAAGAAGGACGACAAGAAGAAGAAGGCAAAGAAGGAUCCCAAUGCCCCCAAAAAGGCCCUCAGUGCCUUCAUGUUCUUUUCCAGUGCCAAGAGGGACGAGGUGAAGAAGGAGAAUCCCGACAUCAGCUUUGGUGAGGUUGGAAAGGCGCUCGGCGACAAGUGGAAGAACAUCAGCGCCACGGAGAAGGCCAAGUACGACGAGAUGGCCAAGAAGGACAAGGUGAGGUAUGCCAAGGCAAAGGAGGCGUAUGAGAGCAAGAAGAAGGAUGAGGAGGAGCCCAAGGAGGAGGAAGACGAAGAUGACGAGGCAGAUGAUGAUGAGGAAGACGAGGACUGAGUGUCUAUUCAGUCCUGCAGCCGCUGCGCUGCCACGGCAGCCUGAGUCCACUCUCACGGCAGCAAUACUGACGGGCCCUGUUACAUCGCCGUGCCCACUUGCGCUGCUCAAUAGACACUGUGGUAGAGUGGUGGUGGUGCUGAGAGGGGCAGCAGACUUUGUGUGAAGUUGGGUGGUUGAUGACGAACAGUGCAAGCCUGGAACACAAGUGAUCCGCACACGGAAACCUCUCGAGCAUAACCAUGCCUGUUCAUAAGCUCAAACGUCUGAGACAGCCCGCCCGCAUUGCUGCAGUGCAGCUACAGUUUGUCAGCAGUAGGUGUGGUUUAGUAUGCCUAUUGUUUGUGCUGUACAGCAUGUGCUCCCUUGCCAGACCGAAUAAAGCGCAUGAUGCUUUUUGACAGCCUCUGAGAGCAAGGGAGGCUGAUAUGAGCUCCGGUGAAACAAGUGCCUUCAGAAAGGAACUCGUGACGUGUAAUACUGACCGAGGAAUGAGACACUAACUUCGGAACUUGGCAUGCAUUCCAUCAGCAUGCAUUGAAGGAGGUUACGGCGUGUAACGGUCUUCUGUAACCGUCAUAUGUAGGUGCU
This is a messenger RNA of Coccomyxa subellipsoidea C-169, 2699 nucleotides long. Its product is annotated as SSrecog-domain-containing protein. The coding region runs from base 129 to 2108 and encodes 659 amino acids. NCBI's taxonomy places the organism in Eukaryota, Viridiplantae, Chlorophyta, Trebouxiophyceae, Coccomyxaceae. The record is from RefSeq and is a predicted model, not a curated record. Gene Ontology annotation, cellular component: nucleus; FACT complex. The transcript is spliced from 15 exons. Gene Ontology annotation, molecular function: histone binding; nucleosome binding; DNA binding.